This is a messenger RNA of Stegodyphus dumicola, 780 nucleotides long. RefSeq lists its product as uncharacterized. The record is from RefSeq and is a predicted model, not a curated record. Lineage: Eukaryota; Metazoa; Arthropoda; Arachnida; Araneae; Eresidae.
AUGAUUGAAAUAGAACAGACUUAUAAAGAAGAAUUGAUUAAAAUUGAAAAAGAUGAAACUGUGAUAAAUAACGAGUUUGAUGAGUCAGAAUGCUAUAUUGAUAAGUGGAGAAUGGUAGAAAGUAAAUUAGUUUCGCUUUUAGCUGAAAAGGAAAACGGUUCUGUUGUUAAUGAGAGCUUAACUCAAAAUGCUACUAUUCGUUAUCCUAAGCUUAAACUUCCGAUUUUUGAUGGGAAUAUUAAAAGUUGGUUAGGAUUUUGGGGCCAGUUUAAAAAGAUCGAUAAUGAUCCCAAUUUAGAUGAUCAUGAUAAAUUUGCAUAUUUAUUGCAGUCUAUGGAAAAAGGGUCAUCUGCUGAAGAGUUAAUCAAAAGCUUUCCGCCCUGUGGUGAAAGUUAUAGUAAAUCUUUAGAACAACUGCAAUCGCGUUUUGGGAAAGAAGAGGUCUAUGUUAGAGAUCUACUUUCGUUAGUAUUAUUAAAAAUCUCUCAGCAGAAAUUUUCAUUACGAAAACUCUAUAACCUAGAAUCGAAACUUAGAGCGUUAGAAGUUCUGGGUGUUGCUAGAGAUAAAUACGCGGCGAUGUUAUAUCCUCUAGUCGAAUCACCAUUGCCGGAUGAUACAUUAAGAGCAUGGCAAAGAUUCCGAGUUAUUAAUUGCAGUCAGAUAGAAUCUGAAAGUAGUGAGCGAAAAGAGAAAAAUGCGUCAACACAUCGCAUGGAUUUAGAUGGUUUGCUUUCAUUUUUGCUAAUGAAAUUGAAGGUGAAGAGAGAGUAUCUAUAG